GUGCUGCUUCCGGUUACUCUGGGACACACGAGUCUAAGCUGCCGCGGGGACCGGCCGUGACUGGCGAGGGCCUACGUUUUCCAAGAAGUCCCCGCCAGGUAGCCCAUCUGCCGCCACCAUGUCGGGCAGGAACAACAACAAGCUGCCCAGCAACCUGCCGCAGUUACAGAACCUGAUCAAGCGGGACCCGCCAGCCUACGUCGAGGAGUUCCUCCAGCAGUAUAAUCACUAUAAAUCCAAUAUGGAGAUUUUCAAGUUACAACCAAAUAAACCGAGCAAAGAUCUGGCAGAGCUGGUGAUGUUCAUGGCACAGAUUGGCCACUGCUACCCGGAGCAUCUCAGUAACUUCCCACAAGAGCUAAAGGAGCUGCUCUCCUACAAUCACACUGUCUUGGACCCGGAUCUCCGAAUGACAUUUUGCAAAGCGUUGAUCUUGCUGAGAAAUAAAAAUCUCAUCAACCCAUCGAGUUUGCUAGAGCUCUUCUUUGAGCUUCUGCGAUGCCACGACAAGCUCCUGCGGAAGACUCUGUACACACAUAUUGUGACUGACAUCAAGAACAUAAACGCCAAACACAAGAACAAUAAAGUGAAUGUGGUGCUGCAGAAUUUCAUGUACACGAUGCUGAGAGACAGUAACGCCACCGCAGCCAAGAUGUCUUUGGAUGUGAUGAUCGAACUCUACAGAAGGAACAUCUGGAAUGAUGCUAAAACUGUCAAUGUUAUCACAACUGCCUGUUUCUCCAAGGUCACCAAGAUCCUAGUUGCUGCUUUGACUUUCUUUCUCGGCAAAGAUGAGGAAGAGAAACAGGACAGUGACUCAGAGUCCGAGGAUGAAGGACCCACAGCGAGAGACCUGCUGGUGCAGUAUGCCACGGGGAAGAAGGGCGCCAAAAACAAGAAGAAGCUGGAAAAGGCCAUGAAAGUGCUAAAGAAACAAAAGAAGAAGAAGAAACCAGAAGUGUUUAAUUUUUCAGCUAUUCAUUUGAUUCAUGAUCCUCAAGAUUUUGCAGAAAAGCUUCUGAAGCAGCUAGAGGGCUGUAAGGAGAGGUUUGAAGUGAAGAUGAUGCUCAUGAACCUCAUCUCCAGAUUGGUGGGAAUUCACGAGCUUUUCCUCUUCAACUUCUACCCUUUUGUGCAAAGGUUCCUGCAGCCCCACCAAAGAGAAGUUACGAAGAUCCUUCUGUUUGCUGCACAAGCCUCUCAUCACCUGGUGCCGCCAGAGAUUAUUCAAUCAUUGCUCAUGACGGUGGCCAACAAUUUUGUUACUGACAAGAACUCUGGGGAAGUCAUGACUGUAGGAAUCAAUGCUAUAAAAGAGAUAACAGCUCGGUGUCCUUUGGCCAUGACUGAAGAACUUCUCCAGGACCUGGCUCAGUAUAAGACGCACAAAGAUAAGAACGUGAUGAUGUCUGCCAGAACUCUGAUUCAUCUCUUCCGGACCCUGAACCCUCAGAUGCUGCAGAAGAAGUUCCGGGGUAAACCUACUGAAGCCUCCAUUGAAGCAAGAAUACAAGAGUAUGGAGAGUUAGAUGCUAAAGAUUACAUUCCAGGAGCAGAGGUUCUGGAGAUUGAGAAAGAAGAGGAUAUAGGAAGUGAUGAAGAUGGAUGGGAAAGUGCCAGUCUCAGCGGGGAGGAAGAAGAUGGUGAAUGGGUUGAUGUGCACCACUCUUCCGACGAAGAGCAGCAAGAAAUUGCCAAGAAGCUGGACAGCAUGCCCAUGGAGGAGCGGAAAGCCAAAGCUGCAGCCAUCAGCACGAGUCGGGUUUUAACGCAGGAUGACUUCCAGAAAAUCCGAAUGGCCCAGAUGAAGAAAGAAAUGGACGCUGCCCCCGGGAAAGCCCAGAAAAGGAAAUACAUCGAAAUCGACAGUGAUGAGGAGUCCAGGGGUGAAUUGCUGUCUCUGAGGGACAUUGAACGCCUUCACAAAAAGCCCAAGUCUGACAAGGAGACCAGACUAGCCACUGCAAUGGCAGGAAGGACAGACCGAAAGGAAUUUGUGAGGAAGAAAACCAAAAUAAAUCCGUUUUCCAGUUCCACAAAUAAAGAGAAGAAAAAACAGAAGAACUUUAUGAUGAUGCGAUAUAGCCAGAAUGUCCGGUCAAAAACCAAGCGCUCCUUCCGGGAGAAGCAGCUGGCACUGCGAGAUGCACUUUUGAAGAAGAGGAAAAGAAUGAAGUAACUUAGCAGCAAGUUAUCCAUCUGCCAGACGCUAGCAAACAUUUGCUUACAUUAAAAGAUCAAGAACCUAGUUUAGAAACCACAGUAACUUUUGAAACAAUUUAGUAUUUUUAAUUUGGAGGUGGGACUGGUGGGAAUGUGAAAUGUAAAUAGUAGUGAUGUUAAGAUCUCUUAUACCAAGUGCCUCCUAAUUGCUGCUGCAUACAUAGCAGGUGUACAUAAGUUGUUUAUAGUGAGCUGUAAAUAGUCCCUAUUCCAGGGCCCUGGGGCUCCUCACUAAGUGCAGGGAUGGGAGUUGUGCAUGCUCUUCAAACAGGACAGCGUUACAAGAGUAAGAGGGUCUUGCUUGUAAAUAGGCUUUCCUGCUGUAUAGACUGGGUACACAAUCCAUCCGUUUUGUUUUGUUUAUAUAAAAAGUUUUGGCUAAGACCUCGCUUUUUAAAUCGCCUUAAGUCUAGUGAUUUUGAAAUGUUUAGCAAGGUGAGUGACACACACCCAUAAUCCCAGCAUUCCAGAAGCUAAGGCAGGAGGCUCGUUGGAUUAGAACCAACUUGGGAUGUACUGAGUUAUCAGGGGCAGCCUGGGCUGCAUAGUGAAACCCCAACCAGAAACGCAGGCAGCCUUAGAACUUUCCAGGCCUGUUCUCUGUUGCCAGGGAUUUCUUGUCGAGGGGCCUGUUCUCUGUGUCUGUUGCUGGGGAUUUGUUUUUGUUGCUGUGCUUCGGACCAACCCUAGGGCCUUUUGUUUCCCACUAAGUGGAUUCGCUGCCUCUGAGCUUCGAGUCCAGCCCAGACUGCCGACUCUUCCCAUUGGCUCAGUCAGCUCCCUUCAUUCUCAACUCAACCCAUUGUUUGCCUUGUUCUCAUCAAUGCUUACAUGAUUAAUGUCAGAUAGGUGUGUGCAGUGAGCAGGCACUCUUGAUCCCUUGUGGGACCCGCUCUGCAUGCAGGCCACUGGAUUUAGAAAUGGUUGGUGCCUUUUGCCUCAGAUAGCUUAGGUAAUCUUGUAAUGAGAAGCUGUUGCAUGUUUGGAUUAGAGGAAAGGGCAGUUUUCUGCCCCUCUGAAUUAGUAGCAGCUUCUACUGUUCGCUUCCCCUUUCCCCUUUUCAUUGUUCUGCCCCGUCACUUUCCCGAAUGGUGCCUGGGUGACUGUUAGGGGAUUGCCCAGCAGCCUCCCUCACCCAGCACAGUGGUGGGGAAGUGUGGGUGCAGAUGUGUGUCAGCCCUGAAGUCAGCGGGGCUCUCACUCCAGCUGCAGCUGAGCUUUGUUGUAGCUCCUCCGGCCCGCACCGCCCAGCUACUGGGGUUUCAGGCACACGCGGGGCUACUAGGGGUCAUGGCCAGGCCUCAGCAUAUAAACCCAGAAUACCAGCACAUUUCCUGUGUGACAUUAGCCAAUUUCACUGGUAUAGAAGUGCCACACACCUCUUCUGCCGAAUCCCUAGUGCUAGUUAGGUGUGUCCUGUAGUGUCGAGGGCACAGCACUGUGUGAACACCUGAUUUAACCCCUGCCUGCCAAGGCUGUCUGUAAAUGUUACACCGCCUACCUCUCUCUGAGUAAGUUGUGUUUUGGUGGGCUUUUUUCCUUUCCUUUUUUUCUUGUAUUAGUUAAGUUGCUGUGUUUAUUUUAGCCACCAAGGCCAGUGUUUUGACAGCUAUUUUAAAAUACAUGCUGAAUGUCCACUGUGUAUAAAAUAAAGCACUGUUAGGUGCUUGCGGCUGCACACACAGUGUUUGGGUCAUGUUGAGGGAAACAUGACGUUCCGUGAGGAUACAGCCAUGCUUCAUCACGAUCCGGUCACUACAGUAGACACACACUGAGUCUUCACACUGGGCUGAGCAUCCCCAUUCCCCGUGGUGGGCAGGGCGGCGCUGUAGACAACUUGUUCUUGAGGCCUGUGGUUAAGUCAACAUGCUGUUAGUAUAAUUUUUUAAAGGAUGUAGUUAACACAAAUUUUGUUUUUAUUCAUUUUCUGAUUCAUUGAAAAUUUAGAAUAUAUAUAGAAUAUUGCAUUAAAAUUCUAGUUUAACUAAAAUGUUUACUUGUUUUGAGUUUUCUAUUUAAGCUUAGCAGAUGUUUAAGCUGUACAUAGAUAAUGUUGCUCCCACAGGUAGUGUCCUCUCAUUAAUUCCUUGCAUGGUUGGAGUGUAUUUUCUGAGAUUUAAGAACAUUCAGCCAGCCAAGCGGUGGUGGCGCAUGCCUUUAAUCCCAGCACUCGGGUGGCAGAGGCAGGAGGAUCUCUGUGAGUUCGAGGCCGGGCUGGACUGACAGCCUCCGAAACAAUACAGAGAAACCCUGUCUCGUAAGAGAAUGAGGCAGGGCAGGAAGUUGCUGUGAGUUUGAGGCCAGUCUGGGCUACAUAGCAAGAUAGCAAAACCCUGUCUGGGAAGGGGGAUAUGAAACCAAGAAGGGUGGAGAGAUCUGGACUACAAGAAGGAAUCCGCGGCACCUGGAAAUCUAGUUGCGGUCCAGGCUGCUGGGGGAAGCCCUUUCCUGGUCCUUCUCACCUCUGUAAAGAUGCAGAGGCCACAGUUGCUUCUGCUGCAGUCACAUAGCAUGCUCUUCUGUUUGCAUAGGUUCUCUGUUACCUUCUCUUGCAGAUUCUGUCUGUGUGUUUUAUCAGUCUAAGUGGUUAAAGGAUGAGAAGUACUUGUAGUAAAAUCCAGUAUACAUGUGGGAGAUUAUAAAAAACAUACAGAAAAUGUGCCAAAUAUUCUGGGGACGGGGUUGUUGGGAUCAUGUAUAAGGUGUGUUUUCCUUCUACUUUCUGAGUCAUGGUGUAUUUUUUUAAUGAAAACAUAUUCUUUUUUAUUAAUUUUAAAUAGCUUGUUUUACAUGUCAAUCCCAGUUCCCUCUCCCUCCCCUCCUCCCGCACCCCCCCAUGGUGUAUGUUUUUACUUACAUCAUUGUGUAAGAAACAGACAAAACGAGAUGGCGAAUAAAGGUUUGUGGAGAAUCA
Messenger RNA from Mesocricetus auratus (golden hamster), 5137 nucleotides. It is a transcript of the gene Sdad1, whose product is annotated as SDA1 domain containing 1. The record is from RefSeq and is a predicted model, not a curated record. The transcript is spliced from 22 exons. Gene Ontology annotation, biological process: ribosomal large subunit biogenesis; ribosomal large subunit export from nucleus. Gene Ontology annotation, cellular component: nucleolus. Bases 119 to 2179 code for a protein of 686 amino acids. Lineage: Eukaryota; Metazoa; Chordata; Mammalia; Rodentia; Cricetidae.